GGCGGAAGUUCGAGUUCAACUGCGAGCACGAACCGCGUCACAAAAUCUAUGUCGAAGCUAGUUGGGCAAGGUAUGAACAAGCUUGGCAUCGACAAGAAGGCGAUACUGUCGCUCUCCAACAACAUCGAGAAGAUGAUGUCGGGAGGGUCCUACGACCCGUCUUCCGCACGGGGAGCAGAUAAUACUAGUCUUUCGACCACAAAUAAUAUUGGACAGCAGACUGGAG
Amoebophrya sp. A25 is the source of this 226-nucleotide messenger RNA. The record is from the annotation of a GenBank genome assembly. NCBI's taxonomy places the organism in Eukaryota, Dinophyceae, Syndiniales, Amoebophryaceae.